This is a messenger RNA of Polyodon spathula (Mississippi paddlefish), 2396 nucleotides long. RefSeq names its product PHD finger protein 21A-like. Gene Ontology annotation, cellular component: histone deacetylase complex. Gene Ontology annotation, biological process: negative regulation of transcription by RNA polymerase II. Gene Ontology annotation, molecular function: chromatin binding. The record is from RefSeq and is a predicted model, not a curated record. The transcript has 18 exons. NCBI's taxonomy places the organism in Eukaryota, Metazoa, Chordata, Actinopteri, Acipenseriformes, Polyodontidae. The coding region runs from base 333 to 2327 and encodes 664 amino acids.
UGAAUGAGAUUGAAGAAGAGUUCUUGUUUUGUAUCUCAGUUUCUCUCUUUUUUAGACAAAAUUUUAAAAAAAUCAAAUCGAACAAAAAUGCAGUUAUAACUCAAUGGAGGGAAUUUAAACCCUUUCUGCUAAAAUUUGCUAUCCGCGUAAGGAUACGGCAGAUAGAGACUGGAGUGUUUGUAAAUAUUUAUUUAAAUAAUUUGUGUGUGAGGAGAGAAGCUGCUGACUGUGUGCAGAGUGAAAGAGGGGGGGGGCUGGAGCGAGAAGAGACCGGUUUCUGCAGCCAGGCGGCCGAAAGCUCCCCAGGACUGAGAUUCAGAGAGAAGAGAUUAAUGAUGGAGCUUCAGACUUUACAGGAGGCACUGAAAGUGGAAAUACAAGUCCAUCAGAAACUAGUUGCCCAGAUGAAGCAGGAUCCACAGAACGCAGAGUUGAAAAAGCAGCUGCACGAACUCCAAGCCAAGAUCACCGCUUUGAGUGAAAAACAGAAAAAAGUGGUGGAGCAGUUAAGAAAGGACUUGAUGGUGAAGCAGGAAAAGCCGGAUAUCAAACUUCAAACUCGGUCCGAAAAUAAACUUUCAGCACAGGAGCAGCAACAGUCAGACAAAGCUGCAACGCAACAGUCACAAACCCUUCCAACACAGAACCUGACUGCUCAGCAGAAGACGAUGACUGUGAGUCCUGUCAUUGCCACGAAGACUCUACCUCUAAUGCUAAAAGCUGCCACCACAACCAUGCCUGCUUCCAUUGUGGCACAGAGGCCUGCUGUUGCUAUGGUAACCGCCAUCAGUAGCACACAGAAAACAGUCGUGAAUUCCGACUCUCAAAAUUCACCAGUCAAACUGACCAGUCAGGGAGCAGACACCGUACGGAUAGUGGCGAAAAAUGCAGUCACUUUAGUUCAGGCUACAACUACUGCUCAGCCUAUCAAAGUUCCUCAGUUUAUCCCUCCUCCCAGACUGACACCUCGACCCAACUUUCUGCCACAGGUGCGACCCAAACCCACCACGCCCAACAAUGUCCCCAUCGCGCCAGCUCCACCGCCCAUGUUAGCGGCUCCCCAGCUCCUUCAGCGGCCUGUGAUGCUAACCACAAAACUGACCACCACGUCUCUGCCUUCGGCCACGGGCUCCAUUCACCAGGUGCGGAUAUUGAACGGUCAGCCCUGUGCCACCAUUGCAAAAACGCUUCCAACCGGCCAGCUGACUGGCAUAGUCAUCACAACACCCGGAACCAGGAUAGCAGGGCCACAGGCUCUCCAGCUCGGCAAAGCCAACACUGAAACGAAGUCUGUUAAAGCUCAGGGUGGGACAGAAGAGAAGCAAUCUCUGAAUGUCCCUUCAACUCCCCCGCCUGCCCCCAAGCCCAAACGCGAGGAGAACCCACAGAAACUUGCCUUCAUGGUGUCUCUAGGUUUGGUUACACACGAUCAUCUUGAAGAAAUCCAGAGCAGGAGACAAGAGCGGAAACGAAGGACCACUGCUAACCCAGUGUACAGUGGAGCAGUGUUUGAGCCUGAGAGAAAGAAGAGUGCUGUAACUUAUCUGAACAGUCCAAUGCAUCCUGGCACAAGGAAAAGAGGUCGCCCUCCCAAAUACAACACAGUGUUGGAGCUGGGGUCCCUCACCCCCACCUCCCCUCCUUCCAGCCAGCUUGCCUCCCCAGGCCCUGAAAAGACAGAGAUUGGGGGCUUUCAUUUCCCAACGCCGGCUCAGUUAUUACCUCUGCCUAGCCCCAGCUCUGGGGAUGGAGACAUCCACGAGGAUUUCUGUACUGUGUGCAGGCGCAGUGGGCAGUUGCUCAUGUGUGACACGUGUUCACGCGUGUACCAUCUGGACUGCCUGGACCCACCAUUGAAAACCAUUCCUAAAGGCAUGUGGAUUUGUCCCAAAUGUCAAGACCAGAUUUUGAAGAAAGAAGAAGCAAUCCCGUGGCCAGGAACACUGGCUAUUGUUCAUUCCUAUAUUGCAUAUAAAGCAGCAAAAGAAGAGGAGAAGCAGAAAUUAAUGAAGUGGAGUGCAGAGUUGAAACAGGAGCGGGAACAGCUGGAACAGCGAGUUAAACAGCUGAGCAACUCAAUAACAAAAUGCAUGGAGACCAAGAACACGAUUUUAGCAAGACAAAAAGACAUGCAGUCUUCAUUGGAAAAGGUGAAGCGACUCAUCCGCCUCAUUCAAGGCAUUGACUUUGCGAAAUCCAUCGACACGAACGCAGAGGGCGUCUCAAACGGUACAGACUGUGUCAACAACAAAAACAACAACAGCAAAACCUCAGAACCCUCCCCGACCCCUGCAGUGAACUGUAACAGCUCUGAAGACAUGAAAUAACCCCACAGCAACGCAAAGGAGCCAGAUCCUUGCUGAACGCUCAGAGUACCCACUCGCACCCGGAGGUGC